AUGUUUAAGAGCUUUAGUUUACCAAGCUCAUUCAAACUUUUGCAAAGACAGGUUUUAUUUCCUAGGUGCUAUAAAUCAAGUUUAUCCACGGUUAAGUCAUCUAUUCUAGCGAUGUCUAGUGAAGAACAAAAGUUGCCAAAGGUUGAUCCAUCUACUGGGGAAAUCAUCAUUAAUCCUCUAAAAGAAGAUGGCAGUCCUAAAUCUAGUAAGGAGAUAGAGAAAGAAAAGAAGAAGGCUGAAAAGUUGCUGAAAUUUGCGGCUAAACAAGCCAAGAAGGCCGAAAACCAAGCGAACCAACAGAAAAAUCAAAGUAAAAAGGAAAAGAAGAAGAAGGAGACCGAGGUUAUUCCUGAGUUUAUUGAUAAAACUGUUCCAGGAGAGAAGAAAAUCUUAGUUUCAUUGGAAGAUCCUGCUUUGAAGGCUUACAAUCCUGCCAACGUUGAAUCUUCUUGGUAUGAAUGGUGGAACAAAUCUGGAUAUUUUGAGCCCGAGUUCACUGCUGAGGGUGACGUUAAACCUGAGGGUGUAUUCUGUAUUCCAGCGCCACCUCCAAAUGUUACUGGUGCCCUUCACAUUGGCCAUGCACUUACAAUUGCCAUCCAAGAUUCUUUGAUAAGAUAUAACCGUAUGAAGGGUAAGACUGUUUUGUUCUUGCCUGGUUUUGAUCAUGCUGGUAUUGCUACUCAAUCUGUUGUUGAGAAACAGCUUUGGGCCAAGGAAAGAAAGACUAGACAUGACUUUACCCGUGAAGAUUUCUUGAAGAAGGUCUGGGACUGGAAGGAGCUUUACCACCAAAAGAUCAAAAGCCAAAUCAAGAAGUUAGGUGCUUCUUACGACUGGUCACACGAGGCUUUUACAUUGGAUCCAAAGUAUUCUGAAGCUGUCACUGAAGCUUUUGUGAGAUUGCAUGAGGACGGCAUCAUUUACCGUGCUUCUCGUUUGGUGAACUGGUCUGUGGCACUAAACACUGCUAUCUCCAACUUGGAAGUUGAAAAUAAGGAAGUUAAAGGUAGAACUUUAAUUUCUGUUCCAGGUUAUGAGGAUAAGGUGGAGUUUGGUGUUUUGACUUCUUUUGCCUACCCAGUUAUCGAUUCAGAUGAGAAAUUGAUUGUCGCUACUACUAGACCUGAAACUAUUUUUGGUGAUACUGCCGUUGCUAUCCACCCUGAUGAUCCACGUUACACUCACCUACAUGGUAAGUUUGUUCAACAUCCAUUUUUGCCACGUAAAAUACCAAUUGUUUGCGACAGUGAAGCUGUUGACAUGUCUUUCGGUACCGGUGCAGUUAAGAUUACUCCUGGCCAUGACCAAAACGAUUACAACACUGGUAAGCGUCACAACCUAGAGAUAAUUAAUAUUCUAACUGAAAAUGGUUUGUUAAACGAGGAGUGUGGUCCUGAAUGGGAGGGUAUGAAGAGAUUUGAUGCCAGAAAGCUUGUUAUUGAGAAGUUAAAGGAAGCUGGCCUCUACAUUGACCAAAAAGACAAUGAAAUGGUAAUUCCAACAUGCUCGAGAUCUGGUGAUAUAAUUGAACCAUACUUGAAGCCACAAUGGUGGGUUUCUCAAACUCACAUGGCUAAGAUGGCCCUUGCUGCUGUGAGGGAUGGUAGUAUCAUCAUUACUCCAGAAUCAUCUCAAGCAGAAUACUUCCACUGGUUAGAAAACAUUCAAGAUUGGUGUAUUUCUAGACAGCUAUGGUGGGGUCACCGUUGUCCUGUGUACUUUGUUAAUAUUGAGGGCAUGGAGCAGGACAGAAAUGACGGAUCCUACUGGGUGUCUGGUCGGACAUUGCAAGAAGCCGAAAAGAAGGCCGCUAAAAAAUUUGCAGGCCAAACCUACGUCUUGGAGCAAGACGAAGAUGUGUUAGAUACUUGGUUUUCUUCAGGGUUAUGGCCAUUUGCUACUUUAGGCUGGCCAAAUAAGACCCCUGAUUUGGAAAAAUUCUAUCCUUUCUCCAUGUUGGAAACAGGUUGGGACAUUCUAUUCUUCUGGGUUUCUAGAAUGAUCUUGAUGGGUCUUCAGUUAACCGGUAGCAUUCCAUUUAAGGAGGUUUUCUGUCAUUCUCUAGUGCGUGAUGCUCAAGGCCGUAAGAUGUCCAAGUCAUUGGGUAACGUUGUUGACCCAUUGGAUGUGAUUAGCGGAAUCAAAUUAGACGAUUUGCACGCCAAGUUAUUGCUUGGUAAUUUAGACCCAAGAGAGAUAGCUAAGGCGAAGGCAGGUCAGAAAGAAUCUUAUCCAAACGGUAUUCCACAAUGUGGUACUGACGCCUUAAGAUUUGCGUUGUGUGCAUACACUACUGGUGGCCGUGACAUCAACUUAGAUAUUCUACGUGUUGAAGGUUACAGAAAGUUCUGUAACAAGAUCUACCAAGCUACUAAGUUUGCCUUAAUGCGCCUAGGCGAUGACUACGUCCCUCAAGCUACCGAAAAGCUUUCGGGUAAUGAAUCUUUGGUUGAAAAAUGGAUUUUACACAAAUUGACCAAAGUUGCAAAUACUGUCAACGUUGCAUUUGAAAAGCGUGACUUCUUGACUGCUACCUCCAGCAUCUACGACUUCUGGUAUUUAGUUUGUGAUGUCUACAUUGAAAACUCUAAAUACUUGAUCCAAGAAGGUAGCGACAUCGAAAAGGCAUCUGCUAAGGACACUUUAUAUAUUCUAUUGGACAAUGCUUUGAAGUUAAUUCAUCCAUUCAUGCCCUUUGUUACUGAAGAAAUGUGGCAACGUUUACCAAAAAGAGCAUCUGAAACUAGCCCAACUAUCAUCAAGGCUAAAUACCCCGAGUUCCGUGAAGAACUCUCAAACACCCAAGCUGCCGCUGACUACGAAUUGGUGUUGGAAGCUACAAAGGAAAUUCGUUCACUAUUGGCUCAAUACAACAUAUUAAACAACGGUAAGGUUUUCAUUGAAGUCAUGGACAAUCAAAAGCUAUUUGAGUCGAUGAGCUCUCAAAAUGCUUCUAUUGUUUCUUUGAUCAAGGCCAUUGACGAGGUCAAUGUUGUUCAAAAUGCAAACCGUAUCCCAGAGGGGUGCGUGCUAAACAGUGUUACUCCUGAAAUCAAUGUUCAUGUAUUGGUUAAAGGUCAAGUUGACAUUGACGCAGAGCUUGAGAAAGUAUCCAGCAAGUUGGAGAAGGCGGAAAAGACUAAAAGCUCCAUUGAGAAAUUAAUUUCCAGCAAAGAUUAUGAAGCGAAGGCAAACGAACAUGCAAAGAAGGCUAAUAAUUACAGACUAGAAAGCACUAUUGCUGAAAUAGAAACCCUCCAAGCCACCAUAGCCAACUUGGAAAAGUUAAAGUUGUAG
This is a messenger RNA of Eremothecium sinecaudum, 3300 nucleotides long. RefSeq names its product valine--tRNA ligase (gene VAS1). Lineage: Eukaryota; Fungi; Ascomycota; Saccharomycetes; Saccharomycetales; Saccharomycetaceae. The record is from RefSeq and is a predicted model, not a curated record. Gene Ontology annotation, biological process: valyl-tRNA aminoacylation. Gene Ontology annotation, molecular function: ATP binding; valine-tRNA ligase activity; aminoacyl-tRNA deacylase activity. Gene Ontology annotation, cellular component: cytosol. The transcript has a single exon. Bases 1 to 3300 code for a protein of 1099 amino acids.